Messenger RNA from Cadophora gregata, 234 nucleotides. RefSeq lists its product as uncharacterized. The transcript has a single exon. Lineage: Eukaryota; Fungi; Ascomycota; Leotiomycetes; Helotiales; Ploettnerulaceae. The record is from RefSeq and is a predicted model, not a curated record. The coding region runs from base 1 to 234 and encodes 77 amino acids.
AUGUCGGUUCAGCAAAAGUUCGGCAACAAGGCAAUCAACGCUUUUGGUCCUAACAUGCAACAAUCAGGCUUGACCGCACUCAUCAAUAACAACUGGCCAUGCUGGCUCGUAUCAGACCAGUUGCGUGUUAAGCCUGGCUUGUGGGACUUGGCAAAUACUCUCAUGUACGAAGGUCAGAUCGCAAUGCAUCCUGAUUCCAAAUCAUCUGAGGAUAGCGCUGUCUUCAAAGUAUAG